AUGCAGACCUAUAACGAUGCCUCAAAGGAAAAGGACAAAAAUAAACCCUCGAAUACAAAACCAACCAAUGCCAUUCAACCCACGACGAACAAGACAAACUACGUGGAGAUAUUGACAAUAGAGCCUAAUACCACAACGAGCAACAACACGUCGCCACACAACAUAAUAGCGGUGCUAAAACAUUUGAUGCCAAUGUUAAACAGUUCAUCCAACAAAGAGCUCCACAGCGUCACUAUAAUAGAAAGAAACCAAAGCAAGAACCAUUCAGUGUCUGAGACGAAGAAUGUCUCGACGUUAGUCGUUAAAUAUUGCGACAAAGACAAUCUGACCGCGGAGAGUUUGACUAAAGAUGUAAAUAGUCAUCACUUGAAUAUGAAUAUGACGGAAGGUGACGACGCCAUCGAUGAUUAUGUAGAGACAAACAAAGAGCUGCCAAUUGUUGAUCAGGAUAACCUAGAAUCUGACUAUAUAGACAAAGAGGGCUCUGAUUAUGAUGAUAAGCACACCGCAACCGAAAUCAAUUCAACAAUUAAUGGGGACAAAGACGUUUUAGAAGCAGCUGAGUACGGGAUGCAGAAGAUGCACGAACUGUAUAGCGUAUUAGAACCGAAGUUGUACUCCAUGGGUCUCUGGUUAGACGAUACCAACCCAGCACGCUACGUGGCUGCCUUCAACGCCCCUUCUGAAGACGUGUCGAGGUUCUCAAGAUAUGGCUACGCCACUAUACAGGCCGCCACGAAACUGAAAGAAUUGAACAAG
This is a messenger RNA of Iphiclides podalirius (scarce swallowtail), 759 nucleotides long. The record is from the annotation of a GenBank genome assembly. Lineage: Eukaryota; Metazoa; Arthropoda; Insecta; Lepidoptera; Papilionidae.